This is a messenger RNA of Ziziphus jujuba (common jujube), 3236 nucleotides long. Its product is annotated as putative pentatricopeptide repeat-containing protein At3g15130. Gene Ontology annotation, biological process: RNA modification. The coding region runs from base 1 to 2064 and encodes 687 amino acids. The record is from RefSeq and is a predicted model, not a curated record. NCBI's taxonomy places the organism in Eukaryota, Viridiplantae, Streptophyta, Magnoliopsida, Rosales, Rhamnaceae. The transcript has a single exon. Gene Ontology annotation, molecular function: protein binding; RNA binding; zinc ion binding.
AUGAACCAAAGGCAGAGAUUAGCUAACCACCUGAGGAACUGUUCGAAGAACUUGCUACUUGAUCAGGGGUUAAAAGCUCAUGCAGCAGUAUUGAAAAUGGGACUUAGGUUUGAUUUGAUGUUGAACAAUGAUCUUAUAGAUAUGUAUGGAAAAUGUGGCAGAACUGGUAUGGCCUCUGUGUUGUUUGACAAAAUGCCUGAAAGAAAUGUGGUUUCUUGGACAGCUCUUAUGUGUGCACACUUGCAAAAUAGAAAUGCCAAAGGCUGUCUAUCUCUUUUUGUUGAUAUGAGAACUUCAGGGUCUGAGCCAAAUGAGUUCACUCUUUCUACCAACCUUAAGGCCAGUGGGAUUCUUGGUAUUCCCGAGAUUGGGAUGCAAAUUCAUGGUAUAUGUGCUAAAUCUGGUUUUGAAGGCACCAAUGUGGUGGGGAAUUCUGUCAUGGACAUGUAUACGAAAUGUGGAAGAAUAAGUGAAGCAGAACGGAUGUUUAACAUUAUGCCAGUUAGGAAUCUUAUUACUUGGAAUGCAAUGAUCGCUGGAUACACAGUGGUAGAUCAAGGAAAUGGAGAAAAAGCUCUGCUUUUGUUUUGCGAAAUGCAAAGGCAAGGAUUAGUUCCAGAUGAAUUCACCUUCACAAGCACAAUAAAGGCUUGUGGUGGUCUUGGAGCAAUUCGGCAAGGAAGCCAAAUACAUGCUUCUUUGAUCACAAGAGGAUUCCCUUGUUGGGUCCAGACUACUACUGCAGGUGCUCUUGUUGAUUUGUAUGUCAAAUGCAGGCACUUGUUUGAAGCUCGGAGACUAUUUGAUCAAAUCGAACAGAAGAAUAUAAUUUCUUGGAGUGCACUGAUUCUUGGCUAUGCUCAAGAAGGCAAUUUAUUAGAGGCCAUGGAGCUGUUCAGGCAGCUCAGAGGAAACACAAAUCAUCAAGUAGAUGGGUUUGUUCUCUCAAGCCUGAUGGGUGUGUUUGCUGAUUUUGCACUUGUGGAGCAAGGUAAGCAAAUGCAUGCUUUCACCACUAAAGUCCCAUCCGGUUUUGAUGUAUCGGUAGCUAAUUCAAUUCUGGAUAUGUACCUCAAGUGUGGAUUAACAGAAGAAGCAGAAAGACUAUUCAACGAAAUGCCAUCCAAAAAUGUAGUUUCUUUGACAGUUAUGAUCACAGGCUACGGGAAGCAUGGCCUUGGAAGGGAAGCAAUAGGUCUUUUCGAUAAGAUGCAGUUCGACAACAUACAACCUGAUGGUGUGGCUUACUUGGCUGUGCUAUCAGCCUGCAGCCACUCCGGACUAAUUGAAGAAAGCCAAGAAUAUUUCUCAAGAUUGUGUGCUGACAGACAGAUUAAACCAAAAGUAGAGCAUUAUGCUUGCAUGGUUGAUCUCCUUGGCCGAGCUGGUCGCUUAAAAGAGGCUAAGAAUCUCAUUGAAAACAUGCCUCUAAAACCAAACGUGGGGAUUUGGCAGACAUUGCUUAGUGCUUGUAGAGUACACGGAAAUUUGGAUAUAGGGAGGGAAGUUGGAGACAAACUUCUAAGUUUGGAUGGUGAUAAUACAGUCAAUUAUGUGAUGAUGUGCAAUAUAUACGCCGAUGCAGGAUACUGGAAAGAAUGCGAGAGACUAAGAGAACUGGUGAAGAUGAAGGGUUUAAAGAAAGAAGCGGGACGAAGCUGGGUAGAGAUUGAUAAGGAAGUACACUUAUUUUACAAUGGAGAUGAUACACAUCCACUUACAGAGAAAAUUCAUGAAGCUCUGAAAGAAGUGGAGAAGAGGAUGAGAGCAGAAAUGGGCUAUGUUCCUGGGGUGAAGUUUUCUUUGCAUGAUGUGGAAGAUGAAUCAAAGGAGGAAAGCUUGAGAGUACACAGUGAGAAGUUGGCAAUUGGGUUGGCAUUGGUUUGGGGAGGAAUGGAGGAGAAAAGAACAAUUAGAGUUUUCAAGAACUUGAGAGUAUGUGGGGAUUGUCAUUCCUUCAUUAAGGGCUUGUCAAAGGUUUCCAAGUUGGUGUUUUUGGUUAGAGAUGCAAAUAGGUUUCACAAGUUUGCAGAUGGCUUGUGCUCUUGUGGAGAUUAUUGGUGAUACUUUCCUUCUUUCUUUCGCCAUUAGAACAAUGAGAAAGUAAUUUUAUCAAUAUUUUUGUUUUAACCAAUUCUUUGGAUAGUUGGUAUUUUAUUUAAAAAAAUAAAAAGAGAGAGUUUGGUGUUUGCUUAUUUUCGAAAACUACGACUAAAUGAGAAAACAAAAUCCCAAAUUCCUUAGUGUCAUUGUCAUCUUUGUUUUAUCCCUCUCACAUUAAAUAUAUAAUUAACGGUUUUUAUUUAACUUUACAAUUAAUUUCAAAUUCAACCAUUUACACAUCAUCAAGAAUAUAAAAAUUAUUUUAAAUCACAAACCGGACAAAGAGAAAAAGUAAUUAUUUUAUUGAUAUACCCUGGAUAAUAAAUUCGAUUAAAAAGAAAGGCUUUAACAAUUAAUUCAUAAGAUGUCACCAGAAGACAAAUAUGAGGCAGCACAAAAGGCUUUAACAAUUAAUUCAUAAGAUGUCACCAGAAGACAAAUAUGAGGCAGCACAAAAGGCCAAGAAAAAUUUCACUCAUUCAAGAUAAAUUAAUAAGGGCAAAUUUUGGUAUGCACGCCGUGUUUAAAAAUCAAUAUUAUUAAACAGAUCUAUAAAUUCAAAAAAAAAAAAUUAUCAAUAUUGAUGCACAACAACAAAAUAUACAUGUAGAUAACAAUUUAAAUUAUUAUUAUUAAUUUAUUUAUUUUAAAAUUUUUGUUAAAAUAAUAUAAAAUUAAAAAUCACUAUUAAAAUUAUCAUAUAAACCGAUAAUCAUACAAAAUGAUAACAAAUAGCAAAUUUUGAAUGAUUAUCCAUUCAAUUUCGUUUUACCUAAUCAUGAAUUCAUGAUGGAACUUAAGAUAACAGAAACAACAUUAUUUAUUGAAAUUUUUUUGUCAAUUACUUGGAGAGGAUAAUAUUCUUUGAGAGAAAAAAUAUAAUAGAAUAAAAUCAGCCAGUGUGUCAAUUUUGAGAUCAAUCAAGAGUCAAGAUCAUAUUAUUUUAAAACAGCUUAUCAAGAAAACAAUUGUUCAAAAGGCAUUGCUAGAUAUUUUAUUCAUCUUUCUGUCACAAUCAAUAAUAUUAUAAAGCUGAACUUAAAUGAUAUAAAAAAAGGAGCUUCCAUACAUGCAACAAGGGAAUAAACCUAACAACCCUCAUGAGGAAGUGCAAAGGUUAGCUAUUAUACCCA